CGAAUCUUAAUCAUUCUAACAAAAGCUAAAGUAUCAUCAACAAUUCGACUGCAAGUCUCAAUAAAAAUCCCAAUCCCUCAACUGUUACAAUGAGUUUAACUUUGUUUGCUUCCAUCUUCGCCCUUUUAAUCAAUCAGUCCUUUGCAUGUGACUGUGGUCAGCCUAUUGGUUACGCACCUCCUGAAGAAUCGGAGGGCAAGUUGACUCGAUUCCCUUGGUAUGUGGUUGUUGAAAAUAAAAAUUUAAAACCUUGUGGUGCUGCAUUGAUUGAUGAUCAACAUGCUGCUAUUGCUGCUCAUUGCCUUUCUGGCUCAAAUGCAGCAUCGCUCAGAGCUCGUUUGAACGAUAACUCAACAAAAUCAGUCUCCUCCUUUUGGAUUGAUGAGCGAUAUAACACCAAGACUGGCGCCUAUGAUUUUGCUGUAUUGACUUUGGAUUCACCAGUUGACUCGCAAUUCAAACCAAUUUGUUUACGAGACUCAGAUAAAAUGCCUAUGCCUGCAGUCCACAUGAUAAGUCCUUCAUCUGGUAAAAAUAAGGAAGACUACCUUUACACCAAUCAAGAUUCCAAGUGUCCUGUUCCUGCUACCAAAACUCAUUUAUGUAUUAUGAAUCCUACUAAAGUUGAUACAUGCCCUGAAGGACCAUACAUGCGAGGUGAAGCAAAUGCAAGAUACUACCUUGCUGGAGUUACUUCUCGUUGUUUCUCUGCUGGAAAGCCAGAUCUAUUCACUGAUGCUAGUUUAUACAUUAAAAAGAUGCGAGAAUUGGCUCCAAAAGGUUGCUGGAAAGACACAUGGGACUGGAGCCGAUAAUAUUAGUCUCAUCGAAAUCAGUUCUCGCGAAAUUAUGAGUAACAUAAGUUACUAAACUUGAAAAAUGGAAAAAGUUGUUUUUUUGAAUAAAUAAUUGCAUAUCUCAA
Molecule: messenger RNA, 922 nt
Organism: Tetranychus urticae (two-spotted spider mite)
Lineage: Eukaryota; Metazoa; Arthropoda; Arachnida; Trombidiformes; Tetranychidae
Product: transmembrane protease serine 6-like
Biological process (GO): proteolysis
Molecular function (GO): serine-type endopeptidase activity
Source: RefSeq, a predicted model, not a curated record